Molecule: messenger RNA, 2990 nt
Organism: Pseudo-nitzschia multistriata
Lineage: Eukaryota; Bacillariophyta; Bacillariophyceae; Bacillariales; Bacillariaceae
Source: the annotation of a GenBank genome assembly
AUUACUACUGUUGAAACCAAAUGCUGUUUUGUAUCGUAAACAAUCGACUGAUGGCAUUUUUUUCAUCUGUUCAGUGAAUUGGAGCACUGUCAAGCACAUCGUGGAAAUGCGCAACGAAGCGCUCCCCCGCCACAACUCGGAAACAGCAACCACUUCCCUACCGUAACUAGCUUUUCUUGUUCAUCCUCAAUCAUGCCCGUUUCCCUUGGCGACGAUUCGGACGACGAUUCGGACAUGGACUUUCUGCUCCAGCCACCGGUAUUUGCCAGGCCGAAGAAACCGGAGAAAAAACGCCCAGAGCCGAGGCCGAUCCUCUCGCUGGAACAGAUGCUUUCCGAACGACGCAACAAUGCGAACGCGGGAACGAAGAAGGAAUCCGCGGGAGGGCGCAAACGGAAACAAAACCAUCAAGCGGCGAGGGAAGGAAAGGCGAAACGAAACUCCGGCAAGGAYGACGAGACGAAAGCCGUGCGUCCCCGGGCACAGCGACGAACGGAUCCGGAGUGGAUCGAAAAGCAGGCACGAAUGACCGUAGAGGAAGAACUGAAAUUGGACAUGGCCGACAGGAUUGACGAUUUGGACGGCAUUGGGUGGUACCGUGAAUCCAAGAAAAGGAAGGCCGAUGUGUUUUACCCAGCAAUCCUAUCCGGAAAGAACAGUUCCGAGGCAAGAAUCCUUCUCAAGAACAAAAACACGAGCAGCAGCAAAACGAGGAACAAGAUUCGGAUUCAAUACAUCGGGGCCACCUAUAGAUACACCUCGCAUCACCAAGAAGUUGCCUCUUCGAGGUGGAUUCCGUUGUCCAAAAGCACCGAUUUGGAAAACGAAAAGCGUCUUCAGGGUUUCAUCAAAGCAAUCUCUCCCGACUUUAAAAAGAACUUGUUGGAUCUGAAAAUCGAGGAACUCGCCAUUCGGAAAAUAUGGGAGAAAGUAAGGACCAGGACCGAAGAGCGCCGAGCGMGAGAAAAAGAGGAGCGCGCCGCUAGAGCGACGGCGGAAGCAUUCCCUCCGGUUCCCGUGACGCAGGAUUCCGAYAGCAACAGCCAGAACAGCGGUGCAGACGCACACGCCGCGGGCAGCGACAUCGAUUCCGAUUGCGAUUCCGAUUGCGACAACGCCAGCAGCUGCGACGAGAGCUUGCCCGGCUCUUCCGARACGAGGCAGGAAAGCCGAAAACCGCCGCUCCGGGUGGGCGACGAGGUCGAAUUCUACGACGUAAUGGGGACGCACGGGGAUCCGUCGUCCCUGCGGAGGGCCACCGUCGUGGGCGUUCAAUCCGGGGACAGUCGGUUCCCCUUGCUGUUGUCRAACACGCUUGCUCCGCUUCCGGCGAACCACAUGGUCCGUCGGUUGCCGGACGGUCGCUGGCGUCCCGUCAGCGGUUUUGCCCUUCGCUCAGAGGGGGGGCAGACCCUGGCGGCGACAAACAAUUUUCGCGAGAUACGGGCACAAGUCAUCAAGGCCGCAAACGACUUUUGGAAGAACGACGGAAAGGGUGGCAAUGACAUCGGUGCAAAAGAGGAAAAGGCGGGAAACUUCGAUAGGAAGAAGGAGACACAGAAAAAGAGAACCAAGGACGGAAACAAAGUCAAAAACGGCGAUCGCGUUUCCAAAAAUCGCCGUGCAUCACUCCGAAUUCGUCGCAAGGGGGACACUGGUUGAAUCUCCGAUUGCGUAUUGGAAACCGAAKGAAUCAUUCAGAAAAGACCGAAGGCGCAAGGGUUGUUGCAUCACUUUCGCAGCGCCGAGGUAAUCUAAAAUCGGUUGUUUAGAUGGCACAAAAAAGUCUCUGGCUUAGUUGAUUCACUUCUGAGCUGACACGGAAUACUAUGUGAUGUUCUCGGGGCACAAAAUAAAAAUCUAUUUCAAGUCGUGGUUGCGUCGACCAUUACGGUAAUGGAUGAAGGCAGCUUACUUUCAUUCCAAGACCUAGAAACUGGAAUAUUGAUGGAGGUCUACCGUAACUAGCAAUAUGGUAUGAAUUCGGAACGGAUGGAUUUAUGAAAUAAAACAACAAAGAAAAUCGCUUUGUGGGAAGGAGUUAUGUUACAAUACGUUUUUUUAAUUCUUUCGGAUCUAAAACUUAGUGAAGCUCAAUUUGGUUGCUCUGUGUUUUUUCAAUUUCUUGCACCGUGCUGAUUACAAUUGUUAUUGUUACUACAGUAUAGAUCUAUUUGGCGCGGCUUUUUCCUCCGCACGCUCAUGGAUGUGAAAUUUGGAUCCACUGCAUGUGGCCAUUUUCCUGACAUUCGUGCUAUGGCAGUUCAAACUGCUAUGGAAACUACGUGUAUUUGAACUCAAAUUAAUUUGGUGUGCAUUUCUGCAAUUUCUCUCGCUGUCAGCUGAUCUCUUUUUGCUUCCACAAUACCAUUUCUUUCAGUGCCAUACCGGUAUCUAUUCAUAGUAUCCAUGCUUUUUCUUGUGGACGGACUUGCAUACUGGCGACCGAUCCAGCAACAACACAAACGAGAAGCACCGCGGAAUGACAACGACAACAAACUUCUCCGUAGCCGAUUUAUCUGAAAGUUUCUUUUGAAGACAAUGUACUGGGGGCUACCAACAAUACGAGAACAGUAAAAUAAAAUGUAUUAAUUUAAGUGAAUACUGACUUGGAACACACAAAUCAGCGAAGGAGAACUUUGAUAUAAAACUAUUAACCAGAGCUGUUCUUUUGUAGUCAAGACUCCAAUCUCUUAUUCGGGGAAUCUUUGGGCUACAUUCGCGAAUACUGGCCAUUGAAUCCAUCCAUGGAAUUGCUCGUCUUUGAUCCAGACAAGCCACCGGCAAUUUAGUGGCACUGCGCAUAACACGCAUCUUGGCCUUCCGACAACAAACUAUCAAACGAUCGACCAACCACCACGACCUAUGCCUUGGCCUCCUGCGCUAGUGACUUCUAAAGUCACGAAUGGAUAAAAGAUCUAGUGUACUCGCAAUCGAAUUUAAAAACUCAUACCCAUACCGCCCCCACCCAUUGCUCCGCCCAUACCGCC